AUGGUGAAGGAGACGGAGUACUACGAUGUGUUGGGUGUGAGCCCCACCGCAACCGAGGCCGAGAUUAAGAAGGCUUACUAUGUCAAGGCUAGGCAAGUUCAUCCAGACAAAAACCAAAAUGAUCCUAUGGCUGCACAAAAGUUUCAGAUUUUGGGUGAGGCGUAUCAAGUGCUGAGUGAUCCAUCACAAAGACAAGCUUAUGAUGCCUACGGAAAAUCAGGAAUUUCAACAGAUUCGAUUAUUGAUCCUGCAGCAAUUUUCGCGAUGCUCUUCGGAAGUGAGCUUUUUGAGGAAUACAUUGGUCAGCUUGCCAUGGCAUCAAUGGCUUCCUUGGAUAUUUCCACAGAUGAAGCUGUUGAUGUGAAAAAGUUGCAGGAAAAAAUGCGGAAUGUCCAAAGAGAAAGGGAAGAGAAACUUGCCGGUAUACUUAAAGAUAGACUCAACCUUUAUGUCCAAGGGAACAAAGAAGAGUUCAUUCGUCAAGCUGAGGCUGAAGUAGCAAAGCUUUCCAACGCUGCUUAUGGUGUGGAUAUGCUGAGUACCAUUGGAUAUAUAUACUCAAGGCAGGCAGCAAAAGAGCUUGGGAAGAAGGUGAUGUACUUAGGCGUGCCGUUUGUUGCUGAAUGGUUUAGAAAUAAAGGACACUUUAUCAAGUCCCAAGUAACUGCUGCUACUGGUGCAAUUGCUUUGAUCCAGCUUCAAGAGGACAUGAAAAAGCAGCUUAAUGCUGAAGGAAAUUACACGGAAGAAGAACUCGAGGCUUACAUGCAAUCACAUAAGAAAAUAAUGAUCGACUCCCUCUGGAAACUCAACGUAGCCGAUAUAGAAAAUACCCUCUCCCGCGUUUGUCAGCUGGUUCUGCAAGAUAGCAAUGCAAAGAAAGAGGAGCUUCGUUUGCGCGCAAAGGGUUUGAAAACUCUAGGUAAAAUUUUCCAGAGAGUGAAAUCAGUUAACGACAAUGAGAAUCUCCCGACUGAGCUGAGCAAUUGUAAAUUAGGUGGAAAUGGAAAUGAACCGAGUAAUUGUGCUGUUUCUUCCAACACACGUGAAAGAUCUUUAAACAAUGACGAGCCUAACUCAGUAGCGGCACAGAGCCCAUAUGUGGAGACUCCCCAAUAUGCUGGAGCUCCAUUCAAGUUCCCAAUGCCAACCGCACCACCUGGUGUUAACAAGCAACCAUAA
This is a messenger RNA of Striga hermonthica, 1182 nucleotides long. The record is from the annotation of a GenBank genome assembly. Lineage: Eukaryota; Viridiplantae; Streptophyta; Magnoliopsida; Lamiales; Orobanchaceae.